Molecule: messenger RNA, 8281 nt
Organism: Notolabrus celidotus (New Zealand spotty)
Lineage: Eukaryota; Metazoa; Chordata; Actinopteri; Labriformes; Labridae
Exons: 1
Coding region: 1364-7204 (1946 amino acids)
Biological process (GO): DNA integration
Molecular function (GO): zinc ion binding; nucleic acid binding
Source: RefSeq, a predicted model, not a curated record
CCAGACAAAUAUGCAUUGAUAAAGUUCAUAAGGUAUGUAUGUUAAUACAUUGAUAAAGUUCAUAAGGUAUGUUACAGUUUAAAAAUAAAGGUUUAAAAACUCUUAAAAGUACCGGAGUAUAAGUUAAAAACAAGUAAAGUAUAAAAUGCUUUUGAUGUAUUGUAUUUCUGUUUUAUUGUGAAAAGCUAACAGGAAGUGCUGUGUAUGCAACCGCUGCUAGUCAUUGGCUGUAGCUUGACGUGAGUGAGAGAGGAGAGGUGAUGCGCUAAUUUGACCGGGAGAGACGGCAAUGUGUGCGCCGCUGUUCGAGUGAAUGAAUGAAAGAGUUGUGUUGAUCAUUAACCCAAUGGUCGGUAAUGUACCCUCGUUUCAUGUUUUUUGGAUUACCUAUGGACAUUUCAGCUCGAAGUCUGUCCUUCAGUAGGGUGUUUUGUGGUACUUUGAAGCGGUUUAGCACACAGACUUUUAACAUUCGCUAGCUAAGUGGAUGCUUUGCACGAGGACUAGUUUAGCUAACUCAGCUUGCUAAUGCUACUUUUCAUCAUUCCGGCCUGGAGGUGAAGCUCGUGAUGGUCGUGACCGAAGUGCUAAGAGACUGCUAGAAGAGUGCCUUUGGAUUGUAUUUUAUUUUAUUUUUCCUCCGGACAUCGCUCACGGGAGUCUAUGCCUGGACCAGCAGACGGGGAUUUCGCCGCCAUCUUAGGACACGGGGUUUGUUUCCUCCUCUUCCAGUGAACUUGGACCACGCACUGAACUACUUAAACCGGUACUGUUUAUUUUGUCUGCUCAUAGCGUGAAGCAUCCGUUAAGUUUGGACCCCAUCGCUCCCAAGCAUCGCUCAGGCCUGCAACUAUAAGGUUUCUAUGGUUAAAUAAGCCGGCUGGUGUGAGUGUGUGUGUGAUUGGUGAGUGGGCCCCUCACAUAGUUUAUUACAGUAUAAAAUCUAAGAGCAGAUGUGAAUAUUGUUUGCUUACAUGUUAAGUAAAUUAUAAGUUUUGCAUUUAACUUACUGUUUGGUCAUUUUGCCUGUUUUUAAGUGUGUGUGUGUGUCUGUGAUCGGUUCACUGAGAGUGUUAAAGGUGUAGUAAGUAAUAUAACACUUUAAAGAGUACAUAGGUAGGACUUAAGAGGCAGUAAAUUAAAUAAAGUAGUUGACCUAUAUUAGUCUCUAAUAUUACAUAGAAAACCUAGGAAGCCCUUACCUAGAACAGUGGGUAGAGGUGGGCUACAUAAAUGGAGGCACCGCUGGGAUUAUAUUGAGAUCAAUUGGGAUAGAUUUACUUUAUUUUCUGCGCUUGGGUUCCUACAGUCACAGUUUGAGCUAUAAUUUCACACUUAAUAUUCACAUUUUCACACAUAUAACAUGGCAAGCACAAUGGUUGACAAACUGAAGAAGUGGUGUCGUGGAGAAGCGCUUGAUGAGAGCCGUGCCCUGCUGACAGUCGUCCCUGAAAACACAGAGAUAGCAGUUAUUGAAGAAACAAUGCAAACCAUUAAGUGUCUUGGUCGAGUCCGAGUCAGAGGGCGGAUUUUUAGUGAUACAGACAAUGAAAUGCUCGUGCUUUGUGAAUGCAGAGAGACAGUCACUGCAGAGAAUGUCCCACCGGAAGUGACAGCACCUGAAGGUUCGACAGCCUGGUCAAUUAUCACUGCAUUUAAUAAGCCCAAGCCUCAGGAUGACUUUAACAUCAAACUGAAUGCUCUCUUACAGACAGAGGGAAAAACAAUGAAUGAUGUACAAGCUCUAUUCACUGAGUCACAACAUACCCCCUCUCCUGAAGAGUCCCUCAUUCGUGCAGUUACCGAUCUAAUAGACAAGACAAACAAACCUGCUGCAGAGAGCGGAGGGUAUCGCCGCCUGCGCGUCUUUUCAGGUAUUGUACCUACUCUGGCUGGAGAGGAACAGUUUGACCAUUGGUUAGAGCAAGCUUACCUGAUGGUUGAGGAAAGUGAUGGCUCUGACAAAGACAAAAGGAGAAGGAUAAUGGAGAGUUUAAAGGGGCCAGCUCUGGAAGUGAUCAAAGCAAUACGCUUAUCAGAUCCUGAUGUUACUCCAGUAAAGUGCUUAGAAGCCCUCGAAAGUGCUUUUGGACUAGCUGAGUCUGGUGAUGACCUGUAUUUCUCCUUCAGACUCUUACAGCAGCAACCUGUUGAAAAGCUGUCGGAUUUCCUCAGAAGGCUUGAGCGUGCACUGACCAAAGUUGUACAACGAGGUGGUCUGCCAGCCAGCAAUAUGAACACAGCCAGAGUCGACCAGCUACUUAAAGGGGCAGUCAAUGCUGACUUAAUGUUGUUGCAACUCAGAUUAAGAGAGAGGCGAGCCAAACCUCCAACGUUCCUAGAGCUGUUAAAAGAAAUCCGGACAGAAGAGGAGUACGAAGCUUCCAAAGUAAAGCUUAACCAGUCAGUCCACACUGUCCAUGCCAAAGUUCAAGCAGAGAACAAACAGUCAGAAAUACAAAACCUGCGAGCAGAAAUAAAGGAAGUCAAGUCAAUGUUUGCAGCUCUCGCCACUCAACCUCAGCCUGAAGUGGAAGCUACUGAAAAGUGUCCAUCCAACACUGAUACAGCAUCAAGCUUGGAUCCUGAACUAGUAGCACUGAAAAAACAAGUCAAACACUUACAGCAAAAAGUGAAUUCAAAGACUCCAAGACAACAAAACCCAGCUCCGCAAGUUGUAAUGGCGGUUAGCACACCAGCUAAGCACUCAACUGAGAGCGAAGAACGCUUUUGCUACCGUUGUGGCGAAAAUGGUCAUAUGGCAGGAAAAUGUAACAGACCUGAAAACCAAAACAAAGUUAUUCAGAGAUUGCUCCAAGCACUCAAGAAAGCCAAGACCAACAGCCCACAGCCCAAAGCUGAACCUACACCUUCUACCGAUCUUAACUGCACAGUGAGAAAAAGUGCUGUAGAUCUGCUGGAGCCCAUAGGUAUACCAGAAGGCUUAAUUGGCCCACCUUCAGUGGAGCCAUUGAAAGUAAAUGGACAUCUAUGUGAUGCACUAUUGGACAGUGGUUCCCGUGUUAGCAUCAUUUUCGAGUCCUGGUACAGAAGAUACUUGUCAAACACACCCAUCCACUCAGUGAACAAGCUUGACAUAUGGGGCCUAAGUGACGCUAGCUACCCCUACCUUGGCUAUGUGGUGGUGGACAUGGAGUUCCCAAAGAAAGUGACUGGAGCCCCAACAAUCAUGUCUGUUCUAGCCCUGAUUUGUCCCGAUCCACCAGGUCCUGAUCAGACACCUGUCAUCAUAGGGACUAAUGCCAAAGCUAGUCUCUCCAAACGCUUGGCUCAGCUAUGCAGUGACACCCCUGGCAUUCCAGCCCAUGCUUUUGGCAUUCAGAGCUCUUGCGCCAGUACAAAGACAAGCAUCCCCACACCAACCCCAGAAGAGGAUGAUGGAGUAGGCUUUGUAAAGUGGGAAGGCCCUGGACCUCUGACCAUACCUGCAGGGGGCAGCCUCAAAGCUACCUGUACUGUCAUGCUAGAUCAGCCUCUCCCUAAAGAAAUCCUUAUGGUUGAAUCCUCAGCAACUAAUCCACUACCUGCAGAAGUGUUACUUCAGCCUAUGGUAAUACCAAGUAGUGCUAUUGAGGACAACCGAUGUAUGGUCCUGAUUCAAAAUGAGUCGCUAAAGAAUAUAAACUUACCUGUCGGCACUAUUGUCGGGCGCCUCUGUGUCGCUGAUGUUGUCACCACAGUGCCCUGCCAUCAGUCUAAGUCCGAACAUUUUGACACCAGUCAGAUCGACUUUGGGGAGUCGCCAGUUCCUGAACAAUGGAAGACAAGCCUACGUCAAAAGUUAGCACAAAGAGCAGCAGUCUUCUCUCUGGAUGAGCUUGAUGUAGGAUUAGCCAAAGGAGUCGAGCAUAACAUCCGUAUGUCCGAUCCAAGACCAUUCCGUGAACGCUCCCGACGCAUUGCUCCUGCAGACAUUGACGAUGUGCGCCGUCACAUUCAGAAACUGCUAGCAGCAGGUAUUAUCAAAGAGUCCAGAAGCCCAUAUGCGUCCCCAAUCGUGAUUGUCAGAAAGAAGAACGGAGACGUCAGGAUGUGUAUAGAUUACCGCACACUGAACAGCCGUACUAUACCUGAUCAGUACACCACGCCACGCAUUGAUGAAGCACUUGAUUGCCUCUCAGGUAGCAAGUGGUUCUCUGUUUUGGAUCUGAGAAGUGGCUACUACCAGAUCGCCAUGAAAGAGGAGGACAAGGAAAAGACGGCCUUUAUCUGUCCUCUGGGUUUCUAUCAGUUUGAGAGAAUGCCCCAAGGUAUCACUGGAGCACCCGCAACAUUCCAACGCUUGAUGGAGAAAGCAGUUGGAGACAUGAACCUCCUUCAAGUCCUCGUAUAUUUGGAUGAUUUGAUAGUGUUCGGCCGAACAUUGGAGGAACACGAGGAAAGGCUGCUGAAGGUCCUCGACCGACUUCAGGAAGUAGGUCUUAAGAUUUCAGUUGACAAGUGCCAGUUCUGCCAGACAAAAGUCAAGUACGUCGGCCACAUAGUCUCAGCUGAUGGUAUUGCUGCUGACCCAGCAAAGAUCGAAGCAGUUGCUAGCUGGCCCAGACCCCACAACCUGAAGGCCCUGCGAUCCUUCUUAGGCUUCUGUGGCUACUACAGACGAUUUAUCAAGAGCUACUCGUCAAUUGUUCGACCUCUGACCGACCUUACCAAGGGAUACGCUCCCACACAGCGAGGGAAAAGCCCUAAAAAGAAACAAAACAAUAUCUACCUUGAUGAGAAGGAACCGUUUGGAGACAGAUGGGAUGAGUCAUGCACCGAGGCUUUCGGAAAGAUCAAACAUUGUCUCACAAACGCCCCAGUAUUGGCUUUCGCCGAUCCAAACAAGCCAUAUGUAUUGCAUGUUGACGCAAGCCUAAGUGGACUUGGGGCCGUCCUUUAUCAAGAGCAUCCAGAAGGACUGAGACCCGUGGCAUUUGCAAGUCGCAAACUGAGCCCCUCUGAAAGGAACUACCCCAUCCACCAAUUGGAGUUCCUGUCCUUAAAAUGGGCGAUAGUUGAGAAGUUCCAUGACUAUCUAUAUGGAGCCCGCUUCACGGUGCGCACUGACAACAAUCCGCUAACGUACGUCCUCACCACUGCCAAACUUAACGCAACAGGACAUCGGUGGCUUUCAGACCUGUCAGUGUACGAUUUCGACAUCAUCUACCGACCUGGACGGAACAAUAUUGAUGCAGAUCUGUUGUCCAGGAUGGAACCAAGAGACGAGGCGGAGUGGCAAAGUAUCUCGCACUCUGGGGUUAAGUCAAUCUGCCAGCGUGUUGGGGCUCUUGGCUCUCCUACAGACUCACCCAAGUACGCUGAGCAACUUGGAGCUCCUCCUGAUUGCAUCCCUGAAGUGUAUGCCUACCCCACACGCAUGCAACUGAACACCUUAAGCCAAAUGUCCCGACAAGAGCUGAGCACAGCCCAAAGUCAAGACACAAUAAUACAGACUACCAUGCAGGCCAUGAACUCUGGCAAGUGGCCCGAAGAUGUAAAGUCAAAUCCGGAAAUGCAAGCCAUGAAAAGAGACAUUGCAAAGCUAGUCAUGAAAGAUGGACUACUGCACCGUGUAAGUACUAGCCACACAGGAAAACAGACCAACCAACUUGUACUGCCAACCAAGUUCAGGACAGAUGUGCUUAAGUCCAUGCACGAUGAUCUUGGCCAUUUAGGAGUGGAGAGAACCACAGACAUGCUUAGAAGCAGGUUCUUCUGGCCAAGAAUGGCCAUGCAUGUGGAGCAGUACAUAAAAAACUGUGGAGAGUGUGUUCUAAGGAAAACUCCAUGCCAAAGAGCUGCACCCCUGCACCAGAUCGUGAGCACAGGCCCAAUGGACCUUGUCUGCAUAGAUUUCCUCUCUAUGGAACCUGACUCAAAGGGAAUAAGCAAUGUGCUAGUGGUGACAGACCACUUUACAAGAUACGCCCAAGCUUUUCCCACUAGAAACCAAACGGCUCUCACAGUCGCCAAAAUCCUUGUGGAAAAGUAUUUCAUCCACUACGGUUUACCCACACGUAUCCAUUCGGAUCAAGGCAGAGACUUUGAAUCCAGACUCAUUAAAGAGCUUUUGAAAUUACUGGGAAUACGGAAGUCCCGUACAACGCCGUAUCAUCCCCAGGGUGACCCGCAACCUGAACGCUUUAACAGAACCCUACUGUCAAUGCUAGGCACCCUAAGUCAAGAGAAGAAACGCCGAUGGAGCCAGCAUGUUGUCCAUCUCGUACAUGCUUACAACAGCACCAAAUGCGACUCCACUGGUUACUCCCCUUAUUUCCUUAUGUUCGGGCGAGAGGCCAGGCUUCCUGUUGAUCUGUGCUUUGGCACCUGCCCAGAUGACAAAGGAGAUACACAGCACUUAGCAUAUGUCACCAAGCUGAAGGAAGACUUACAAAAGGCGUACAAAAUGGCUGCCGAAGUCUCCAACAAGACUCACCUUCGCAACAAGAAAGCCUAUGACAAAAGAUUGGGAUUCCAGAACCUUCAACCAGGGGACAGAGUCUUGGUAAAAAACCUUGGUCUGAAAGGGAAGCACAAACUUGAAAAUCGUUGGAAUGAUAUCCCCUACGUCAUACUCGAGCGACUACCAAACUUACCAGUGUACAAGUUGAAACCCCAAAAUGGCACUGGAAAAGUGAAAACCUUACACAGAGACAAUCUCUUACCAAUUGGAGAUCUUGUGAGAAUCCCGAUGCAAGAUGAAGUGGAAGAGGUGCAAAGGAAGCCACCUACCCGAAGAAGUCUGCGCAGUGAGCAUACUCCUGUCGUACAUUCAGCACAAAUGGAGAGCGGGUUGUCAUCCGAUUCUUCUGAUUUUGAGUAUGCAAGACCUCAAAGAUCCUACAGAACUUACCUUGAGCAGCUACUCAAAGAGAGAAAUGAAACCAGUCAUGAUGUACCUAAACAGAGAGAAAGGAACGUGUCUAUGAAUGACACUGUCUCGCAAGGAGAUCAUCCUGUUGAAGAGGACCAGGACCAAGAUAGUGCCCCUGGGUCAGAUUCAGAGCCUGAACCUGCUUCCAGUGAAGACGACACCCGACAACCAAGUCCUCACAACAUAAUACUGACACGAACACCUUCUAGACCCAGACGUACAGUUAAACCUGUCGUUAAACUCACUUAUGAUCAACCAGGUAAAUCCACAGAUCAACCUUUAACUAUAGUACACAGAGGUAUUACCAUACACAUUGGUAGAAAUUGAUCGCACCCUUCACAUAGUUGUAGUUGUUUGUCUGAUGAGGACAUCAGAUAUUUAGAAGGGGGAGGGUGUAACCCAGACAAAUAUGCAUUGAUAAAGUUCAUAAGGUAUGUAUGUUAAUACAUUGAUAAAGUUCAUAAGGUAUGUUACAGUUUAAAAAUAAAGGUUUAAAAACUCUUAAAAGUACCGGAGUAUAAGUUAAAAACAAGUAAAGUAUAAAAUGCUUUUGAUGUAUUGUAUUUCUGUUUUAUUGUGAAAAGCUAACAGGAAGUGCUGUGUAUGCAACCGCUGCUAGUCAUUGGCUGUAGCUUGACGUGAGUGAGAGAGGAGAGGUGAUGCGCUAAUUUGACCGGGAGAGACGGCAAUGUGUGCGCCGCUGUUCGAGUGAAUGAAUGAAAGAGUUGUGUUGAUCAUUAACCCAAUGGUCGGUAAUGUACCCUCGUUUCAUGUUUUUUGGAUUACCUAUGGACAUUUCAGCUCGAAGUCUGUCCUUCAGUAGGGUGUUUUGUGGUACUUUGAAGCGGUUUAGCACACAGACUUUUAACAUUCGCUAGCUAAGUGGAUGCUUUGCACGAGGACUAGUUUAGCUAACUCAGCUUGCUAAUGCUACUUUUCAUCAUUCCGGCCUGGAGGUGAAGCUCGUGAUGGUCGUGACCGAAGUGCUAAGAGACUGCUAGAAGAGUGCCUUUGGAUUGUAUUUUAUUUUAUUUUUCCUCCGGACAUCGCUCACGGGAGUCUAUGCCUGGACCAGCAGACGGGGAUUUCGCCGCCAUCUUAGGACACGGGGUUUGUUUCCUCCUCUUCCAGUGAACUUGGACCACGCACUGAACUACUUAAACCGGUACUGUUUAUUUUGUCUGCUCAUAGCGUGAAGCAUCCGUUAAGUUUGGACCCCAUCGCUCCCAAGCAUCGCUCAGGCCUGCAACUAUAAGGUUUCUAUGGUUAAAUAAGCCGGCUGGUGUGAGUGUGUGUGUGAUUGGUGAGUGGGCCCCUCACAUAGUUUAUUACAGUAUAAAAUCUAAGAGCAGAUGUGAAUAUUGUUUGCUUACAUGUUAAGUAAAUUAUAAGUUUUGCAUUUAA